AUGAGCGCGAAUCCCAAUCCGACGGGCAAUCCGUCAGCGCAUUUUGAGGCUAAUCCCGCAAGCGCCGCCAAUGGAACCAGUCAGCCACCGCCUGCAGAGAAUCAAGAGAAGAGGAAGCGGGAAUACAAGGAUUUUGAGCAUACGAGUGAGAAGGCUUCGCAUGCGAAGGUUGAUAUGAGUGCUAUCCAACUCACAGCAGAGGAUCUCUACGAUAAAGAGAAGGUCGAUCUUGAGACUAUUGAGGUCGACGAUGUGCUGCAGCUGUUGCAGUGUAAUGAGCAUGGUCUUAGCCAUGAAGAGGCGGAAAGGCGACUGCAGAUAUUCGGGCCCAACAAACUAGAAGAGAAAUCGCAGAACGCGUUUCUCCAGUUCCUAAGUUUCAUGUGGAACCCCCUUUCCUGGGUCAUGGAGGCGGCAGCCGUAGUUGCAAUCAUCCUGUCCAACGGUCAAGGUUCGCCCCCUGAUUGGGAAGAUUUUGUCGGUAUCGUCGCGCUUUUGUUCGCCAACUCGGCGAUCGGGUUCUACGAAGAGAGGAAUGCGGGUAAUGCGGUCAAGGCACUCAUGGACGCACUGGCUCCCAAGGCGAAGGUACGGCGAGACGGCGGGUGGGUGGAGAUGGAGUCGGCGUACUUGGUACCGGGGGACAUUGUCGCUUUCAAGAUUGGAGACAUUGUUCCUGCGGAUUGUCGGCUUCUCGAGGCUAUCAAUGUUUCUAUAGACCAGGCUGCUCUAACGGGAGAAUCAUUGCCGCAGUCGAAGAAGGUGGGGGACGAGUGUUUCUCUGGAUCUACGUGCAAACAGGGCGAAGCAGAAGGAGUAGUCAUCUCCACCGGACCCAACACUUUCUUCGGACGAGCAGCCUCGCUGGUUGGACAAGAUGAUGACUCCACUGGGCAUUUGCAGCGAAUUUUGGCGUACAUUGGUUCAUUCUGUUUGGUCACCAUCGGGAUCUUCGUCAUCGCAGAAAUCUUCGUGCUCUACGCAGGGUUCCGGUACCAGUACCGCCGCGGUCUCAACAACAUCCUUGUCCUCCUCAUCGGCGGGAUCCCCAUUGCAAUGCCAACCGUUCUUUCCGUCACCCUGGCCGUCGGUGCCACCCAGCUGGCCAAGCACAAAGCUAUCGUCACGCGUAUUACGGCCAUCGAAGAACUGGCUGGUGUCACGAUCCUCUGCUCCGACAAGACUGGCACCCUCACCACAAACAAGUUGACCAUCGACCGAAGUACUAUCAAGACGUUCAGCCGCUUCUCCGCCGACGAGGUCAUCCUCUUCGCAGCCUACGCCUCGCGUACAGAGAACCAGGACGCUAUCGACUCCGCUGUCGUCUCCGCCCUAGGUGACGUGAAGCUUGCGCGCGAGGGUAUCAAGCUGCUAGACUUCAAGCCUUUCAACCCUGUCGACAAGCGGACGGAGAUUACCUAUCGAGAAGAAUCGUCUGGGAAGCUGAAACGCGUCUCCAAGGGCAUGACCGGCAUCAUCAUGGACUUGUGUACUCGCGACAAGACGGAGGAACAGGAGGACAAGGUCGAGAAGGACGUCGAGGAGUAUGCCAGCCGUGGUCUCCGUGCCCUCGCUGUGGCGUAUGAGGAGGUAUCAGGCGACGACCCUGAAGCACCCGGAAACGGUUUCGAGUUGAUCGGAUUAUUGUCCAUUUUUGACCCUCCCCGCGACGACACCAAACAGACUAUCGAUGAGGCUAUGUCCUUGGGUGUCAAAGUGAAGAUGGUGACCGGCGACCAACUCGCGAUCGCAAAGGAAACUGGUCGACGUCUUGGUCUCGGCGACCAUAUGUACCCUGCCAAGGUCUUGAAGGAUGGUCCUGGCCCUGACAGCAAAUUCGCCACCCUCGACGCUAUGAUCAUGGACGCCGACGGCUUCGCUGGCGUCUUUCCUGAGCACAAGUAUGAGAUCGUUAAACGGCUCCAAGCGCUUGGCCAUCUGACUGCCAUGACUGGUGACGGAGCCAACGAUGCCCCUGCUCUCUCCCGUGCUAAUGUUGGUAUCGCCGUCGAAGGCGCAACCGAUGCUGCUCGUGGUGCCGCUGAUAUCGUCCUGACUGAGCCAGGUCUCUCCACAAUCGUCCACGCCAUUCGUCAAUCUCGUAUCAUCUUCCAACGUAUGAGAAACUACUCGAUCUAUGCCUGUGCGGUUACCAUCCGUAUUGUCGUCUGUUUUGCCGUCCUGGCUUUCACCUACAAGUUUGACUUCCCGCCAUUCAUGAUUCUAGUCGUGGCUUUGCUCAACGAUGGCACCAUCAUGACCCUUUCUCUCGAUCGUGUACUCCCUUCUCAUUCUCCUGACUCUUGGAACCUCGCGGAGAUCUUUGCCUAUGCUAUCGCCUACGGUCUAUACCUUACAGCGUCGACUGUCGCGCUGAUCGUGGUCAUCGUCGAGACCAACUUCUUUGAACGCAAAUUUGGUGUCACCUUAAACGACCCGUCCCGCAAUAAUGGAACCCUCAUUGACAAAAACGAUCCUCAAUUGCACAUGAUCGCCUAUCUUCAGGUUGCUAUCAUUUCGCAGGCUCUGAUCUUCGUCACCCGCGCACAUAGUUUCUUCUUCAUGGAACGUCCGUCUUUUGCGCUUCUCGGAGCCUUUGCUGUCGCACAACUCGUCUCGUCUAUUAUCGCUGCUUAUGGUGACUGGGGUUUCACCAACAUUCACUCGAUUUCUGGAGGUUGGAUUGGCAUCAUCUGGGUUUGGAACAUAAUCUGGUUCAUCCCGCUCGACUGGAUCAAGUUCGCGAUGCGUGCCACUGUCAUCAAAACUCUCCACGAGCGUGCUCAACGGCGAAUGGCGCAAGAGAUUGCGGCCUCAGCUGGUGGUGCUCCUCUUGCACCCAGUCCAUCUCGAGUUCAGUCGAUACACGAAUCACUCUACUCGAACCGAACGAGUUUCCUGCGGAGGACAAUGCGGCGUUUCAACAUUGGCAACAAGGUCUCUGUUAAGCCUGAAGAGCUGUCUAGGUUCAGCAGUAUUCAGGCGCAGCGGGCUGGGACUACUCUUGCACGGCAUCCGAGUCGUGCAUCUGUCCAUCGAGGAGUUCCUAUUUCUCGACCGUUAUCGAAACCUCCAGCAUAG
This is a messenger RNA of Coprinopsis cinerea okayama7#130, 3081 nucleotides long. Its product is annotated as plasma membrane H(+)-ATPase 1. NCBI's taxonomy places the organism in Eukaryota, Fungi, Basidiomycota, Agaricomycetes, Agaricales, Psathyrellaceae. The record is from RefSeq and is a predicted model, not a curated record. The transcript has 8 exons. Gene Ontology annotation, molecular function: P-type proton-exporting transporter activity; ATP hydrolysis activity; ATP binding. Gene Ontology annotation, cellular component: plasma membrane. Gene Ontology annotation, biological process: regulation of intracellular pH; proton export across plasma membrane. The coding region runs from base 1 to 3081 and encodes 1026 amino acids.